AUGUCGCUCUACUGGGAGCGUGUACUUUCGAAUUCACCCACCCAACAGAAUGUAGAUCAUUCUGGAUUGAGCGCGUCAACCACGGCUGCUGCUCAACAGAACAAUCCAUCCACGAAUUGGGAUUAUAUUAAUCUAGGAAGUGGUCCACCUCAACAACAACACUACCAUUGGGGUCAACAUAUCGGUUCGCAUGUGGAGGGAAAUCGCUCCACAGGCUCUCCCGGAUAUGAUCCUUACGGAGCUGCCGUAAUGGGAGGCUAUCAACAAGCUGCUCAAAAUGUUGUCUAUCCGUACCAGCAGCAACAACAUCAUGAAGCUUCUCCUAAUCGUUAUGCACAUGGUGCGGCUUCUCAAACAAGCAUCAAUCAGCCUGUUGAUCAAAAUCAUUAUAUUCAACAACAACGGCAUCAUCAGCAGCAACAUCAGCAACAGUUAUCUCAACAACACCAAUCUCAACAACAACAACAACAACAACAACAACAGCAACAGCAACAAAUUUUGCAUCAACAACAACAAUCAAACCCGACAGCGGUCUCUAACCCUUCGCCAGCAGUAACACAGCAAGCUCAACAUACUCUAGUUCCGGCAAGGCAAAAUACGCAGUCGUCAAGUCAUCAAAAUAGAUCGGUUGAGCCUCAGAGUGUAGUACUGCCGCCGCAGCCGCCAACAUCGUUCACGCCACCAACAUCGCUGACACCGCCGUCCUCGAAUGCCCAAUCGUGUUCCGAACAGCAAUCUGUUCCUCUUGCCGUGAUUUCUCCUGCUGUAGCCCUACCGAACUCCACAAUUCCUCAACCACAUUCAUUUCCAACGGUGCCUCCGUUCAAUUCACGGUCCAGUCCUCAACAACACCACCAGGGAUUCACUGGCACGAUUGCAACUUCUACAAUUCCACAGGAAACUUGUCCAAGACGAAGUCCCGGCGAGACUUCGUCACGUCGAUCCUCGCUCACCUAUCUUGCAGUUCAACCUCUGUUAUCCGUACAGUCUCCACCGGCAACAGGAGUUGUUACUGAUAUUGCACGUGUCGGUGAUUCCGCCCAAGUGACUCCUGAAUCGACAUACUCUGUGGAUACCUUCGGAUCUGGAAUUUCAUCCACCGAUCAUCCGACACAUCAGCGAGGAGUCAGCUCUUCAUCAGGCGGUGCCCAGCAGAGUGCAGCACGAACGGAGGACAACUGGGAAGAUGAUUGGGAGAGGACGGAACAUCCGGAUAGAGGCGGCGUCAGAGAGAUUACGCCGAGCGACGCUGCGAGCCAAACUCAAUCGGAACCACCUGGAUAUCCAUCAAGUUUUCCAGAUACACCAUGCGCGACUAGAGAGGGUUCGGUGGCACUAGCAACAGAUAAUGACACUACACCUCAUCGUAGUGAACCUGGCUCGGAUGUGGUGAGGGUAGCUCCUGUUUCAACUGCAUCCCCACCGGUUGUUGGAGUGCCAAGAUACGAAGAUGCCAGUCGAUCUCAAGAUCAUGUGCCGGCUGUUGCUCAGGUUGCUCCGUUACGACCAGAGCCAGAAUCAAUGCAAACUGUGCCACCUCCUGUAGCCCUUGCACCAGCUGUUCAAAUGCCAUCACAAGUUGACGGAGUGACGACAAGUACAUCUUACUCUGAACCCGUUGACUCUUCGACUCAACUUCAAAUGAACGAUGAUGAACAAACACAAGAAGACGAUCCUGAUGUGUCUGUUGCUGUUGGCGUUCCCUCAGAGUCUAACACUCAAAGCUCCGAAAGGACGCAGGAACCACUCGCUGCCACGCCUGAGCCCAGGACUGCAGAAAGUGUUCUAAGUCCGGUGACUGUUCAAGCGACAAGUACUCCAAUGGGUCCCGAAGAAACGAACAAAGAUGCGAAGACCAUAUACCCCAGGAUUGAAGACCGCGAAACUUCUAGUAGAGAAUGCGAGGAUCAUCAAAAUCAAGCGAACCCCCAUUCUGCAUCAGCUGCAGCAGCCGACCAGAGCGACAGCACUACCGGCUCUCUUUCCACCAGGAAUGGUCCGGAACGACGAAGUGUUCAGAGCCGCUACAAGAAAUUUAAGGAGCACUUCUCUGGUAUUAUGGGUCGUUUGGAUCAAUAUCGAGUCGAGCCAUCCCGAAGCGAAUUCCGAUCGUCAUCGCGAACAGGAAAUCCACUCAUGGCGAACGCUGCGAAUAGCUAUGGUCGUCGUUCCGUUUUGGCAGUAGCAAAAAAUCACGGAACUCAAGGUCGUUCUGGUGCUACUUCCAUGUUGUACAACAGUAAAACUGAAGAAGGUAAUGACUCCUUGUUUUCACAUCCGGAUCCCCUUUUGAAUUUGUCGUUUGACUCAAAUCGUCCUGCUGUUUACGGUGAUGAUUUCGUGGAUGCAGCGAGACGGUCGCGGCUGAGCCGUCUUAGCCGUCCCAGCAGUCGAGCAAAACCUGAGUAUUCUGAGGGUGUCGAACAGCAUGAACCUAGAGCUUACACAGCAUCGAAACCAUAUCCUGGACAUUAUCCUUCUGGCCGUCGGUCAGCACAUGGUUCUAUGGGUGCUAAUCAUCCUCAGGAAUACUAUGUUCAACAGUCGCAUAUGUACAAAGAACGCCGUCGGCCGUUAUCAUCGUAUGAUGCGAGAGCUAUGGAAAGAUUCCAACGAUCUGGUGGACGAUAUGGUUACUAUGACGCUUAUGAUGAUGCUCAUAGCAGUGUGUCUGAGGGAACUGAUUCUGAUGAUCCGGAGAGAGGAGACAGCGAAGAGGAGAUGAGGAAAUAUACCCGAAAAGGACGAUAUGCUCCUGGUGAAGCCUUGGAUCCCUUCACCAUCGGCGAGGAGAUGUACUAUUUUGGUGCUAUCCAUCUCGAUCAGGCCCGUGUUCGCUCAAUUCUCGUCAACGAACCUCCACCACCCGAGUAUCACCGACUGCCACCGAUUGAGAAGGCUGCCUAUUUAUUUUAUGUGGCUGUUUACAAAAAACAAUACAACGAUUUGGGCGAUUUCCAUCGCAAGUUUAAUCGCGAGUACUUCAAAUACACUUGCGAUGGUGACCCCGACAAUAUGGCACUAUGGAAGAUAUGCAAGUCUAUGCAAGAAGAAUAUCUCACGAAGAAGCUGGCCGAAUCACAGAAAGCAUACGAAGCUAGUCAACGCCAGUUGUUCAGCGAUGAACGGGAAAGUGUGGAUGGAAAAAAUCCCGACUUUGUCCCCCUCGGGGAGAGACCACGGCGUCUGAUUUUGAGAACUAUUUCUGCUCCAUCUUUCAUGAGUGAAAGGGCCAGCAUGGAUGAAAAUCACGAUGACCGAACUUCAGACAUUCUGAGCAUAGAGUCUAGCCAGCGAGCUCCUCUAAAAUAUCGCGUGCCACAUGCAUUUAUCACGUUCGGUGCUGGCGGGAAAAUGGUGAAGGUCCAUCCGGAUUUGUCCGUGUCGGUUGUACAGAUCGAUGACAUCAAGACAGCGCUUACUGAUUCUCACACGAUGCGUCUGAUUGAUUGCGCCCAAACAUUCAAAGGUCCGCUCCUCAUUGGCCAAACUCCAACUCAUUCUGUUCGCCUGUACAUUGAACGCCAAAUUAAACGUAUUAAAAGUUGUGAGGUCGCCUCUGAGAAUCCACGUGAUAAUGACGUCAUCGAUUGUUUGUUGAUUUGGCAGUUGCUGGGCAUUAUCGUGCAACAGCAGGGUCGGGUGACAGGGCCAGAUGUUGCUCGUCUUCUGGUGGAGAUUGGAUCUGCUCCAUACAGAGAAGCCUCUUCUACGCACCACCAUCAUUCUCAUCGAGAAAAGAACAGCACACCAACGGAGAGCGCGUCCACAGCCAUCUCUACCAUGCGAAACCAUGGGCAUUCAGAUAAUAAGGCUUAUGAUCGAUUCACCGAGUUACUUCUUGGAGGACACGUUUGUGAAGCGAUCGAGAGUGCGAUCCGUGAUGGGCUGUAUGCCGAUGCUAUGAUUCUGGCUAGGCGCUUAUUAUCGAAUGACGUAGCAAAACUUAUCGAAAUCGAGGAGCGAUUCCUUGCCACCAGACCGCAAUAUAAUCCUGUAGUGACACUCGUCUCAGUAGCUACCAAGAAACAUGUCCCGAUUCUUAUGAAUCCCACCAGCGAUGACUCGGGAUGUUGGCGGACACAUGCCGCGAUUGUCCUUGCAAAUCUUUCCACUCAAGAAGCUAUGGAGUCUGUUUACGACCUCGGGAAGGUUCUUGCGAAGAGGGAUUAUAAUAACGCAGCAGAUUUUUGCUUCUUGGCUGUUGCUGUAUUGGCCGGGGUUAACCCAUUCAAGACACUUGAAGCAAACCCCGAUGAUGGAGUGUCACGUCAGCAUAUUACGUUGAUCCAUAGUGGACUUCCGGAUGAUGAGUACGAAACGAUGCAGUGUCGUUAUGGCUUCUCCCUCACGGAUCUCCAUGCCACUGAAAUUUUCGAUUACGCCAUACGACUCUCUGAUGCCAAUGCAUAUUCUCCACUUGGCGAAUCUGUUGAGUAUCAAAGAAGACGCAUACAGUACGCGCACCUCAUAGCGGAAUUUGGAGGCUUUGCCACGGAUGCAUUCAGAUACUGCAUGGAAAUAGCUCGUUCCAUCUGGAACUACUGUCAUCUACUGUCUACGCGAGAACUUGUAGAACUUUGUGACUUAGCUGAUAGAUUACGGUUCGCUGCAUCCGCUGGUGAUUGGGAAACGUCGUGGAUUCCUAGCUUGCGUGCCAUGAUCCAACAGAAGGAACAGUGUCAAUCUAGCGAAGUGCCACACACAGAUACUUCAACAACUCAGCAAUCAGCCCCACCUGUUCCACACUCUCCUUAUGAAAACACGCAAACCAGCACCCAACCUGAUGUACGUACAGAGGAAGCUAUCACGGCUCCUGAGCCGGAGCUUUCGUCAACACGAAGGUCGAGAACUGAAUCGCUUGCCGCCGAAGCUCGCGACUGGCAUGCUCAACGGCAAGAUCCUCUUCAGAUGAGUCCAGUAGCGCCUCCAUCUGUCGCGAACUCUGCGAUGGAAGACAACGAUGGACCUGUUUCACGUUCGCGUACUCAGAGCAAUGCCAGCCAGCAAGUAUAUACAAUUGAUCCAUAUUCCGCUGAUGCGUAUUCACCUCUCACAAUGUCAUCACAUGUAGCAGCAAGACGACAAGGGAGCAUGGAUGAAGCAUUCACCAAUUCGGAUGACACCAGCGUACGUUCAACAGCGGAGAGUACACCCGUUCGCACUAUGAAUCAACAUGCUGAAAGUGUAUCGCCGGUCCCACCACCAAUGCCGGAUCUUUCUCAUACUCCUCAAAUGACUGUGCCUCCACAAAUGUCACAAAAGGUUACACAUCUUUCUCAGCCUCAACCUCAAACUCAAGCUCAAUCUCAGCCGCGAGCUACACCAUCUUCGCAACCGAACGGAUUACCGGAUUCGAAUCUUAAAAAGAGCAGCUCCAAUCAAGGGUCUAAGGGAUUUUUCGGAAAUAUGAAGGAGAAAUUAUUGAAGGCUAUUCCUAGUGGAAACGAAAUGAUAUUGCCUGAUGAUAGUAAACCUACGAUUGUUUGGGAUCCCGUAAAAGGCCGAUACGUGGGCGCUGGCGUUGAGGAAGAGACGGCAGCUGCCCCGCCACCUAAAAUGGAUAGCCUGGCCACUAACAACUCCAGUUCGGGUGGACUCCGUGCUGCUCGUACAAGCGGAGGUUCUCGAUAUUUCAAUCCUUUGAAUCAGGCAGCAACGAAUGGUGCUGCUUCACCAACACCAGCUGCGCCAAUCACGGCCAUGCCAGUUCCUACACAGUUCGGAUUUAUUCCUACUAUGCCUGAUGAUGCUAGUGAUUCGGUAGAUCCAUUCAGCGGCCAAGCGAAUCCGACUGUGCAUGGAGUAGAAGUUUCUCCGGCACAGUGA
Molecule: messenger RNA, 5829 nt
Organism: Necator americanus (New World hookworm)
Lineage: Eukaryota; Metazoa; Nematoda; Chromadorea; Rhabditida; Ancylostomatidae
Exons: 42
Coding region: 1-5829 (1942 amino acids)
Biological process (GO): autophagy; COPII vesicle coat assembly; Golgi organization
Cellular component (GO): ER to Golgi transport vesicle membrane; endoplasmic reticulum exit site
Source: RefSeq, a predicted model, not a curated record